Molecule: messenger RNA, 1103 nt
Organism: Sinocyclocheilus grahami
Lineage: Eukaryota; Metazoa; Chordata; Actinopteri; Cypriniformes; Cyprinidae
Product: torsin-1A-like
Exons: 5
Coding region: 37-1005 (322 amino acids)
Biological process (GO): nuclear membrane organization; protein localization to nucleus
Cellular component (GO): endoplasmic reticulum lumen; endoplasmic reticulum; nuclear envelope
Molecular function (GO): ATP hydrolysis activity; kinesin binding; ATP binding
Source: RefSeq, a predicted model, not a curated record
CAAGACUGAAAUAUGCCUGGAUGAUUUGCUUUCACAAUGAAAGUGCGGCAUUUUGUAAUAGUUUUAUUGCUGGUGUCCAAUAUAACAUUUUCUUCAGGUUUUCUGGAUGUAUUCGUGGCUGCCGCAUCUGUGGUUUACACAUAUUUUGAACGGGAUGAUCUGCUGCCUUUUGACUCUAAACGUUUGGAGGAAGAUUUAAGAGAAAACUUCUUUGGACAGCACAUUGCGUCUAAUGUUAUAAGAAGAGCUGUGUCGUCAUUUAUGACUGACAGCAAACCAAACAAACCGCUGGCCCUCUCUUUCCAUGGGACAUCAGGAACUGGAAAAAAUCAUGCUGCUAAAAUCAUCGCAAGAAAUGUGUACGAAAAAGGGGAAGACAGCAAGCAUGUUCACACAUUUAUAUCUGAGCAUCAUUUUCCACACAAACAAAAGUUAGACUUGUACAGUGCACAGCUAAAGCAGUGGAUUCAUGAAAGUGUAUCACGUUUUCCCCGCUCCAUGUUUAUAUUUGAUGAAAUGGACAAGAUGCAUCCACAGCUGAUCGAUGCCAUAAAACCUUUUCUAGACUACAAUGCCCGUGUAGAUGGAGUGUCAUUCCGCAAGGCAAUCUUCGUAUUUCUCAGUAAUGCAGGUGGGGAUGUAAUUACUGGAGUGACUCUGGAUUUCUGGAGAGAAGGCAACAUUCGGGAAAACUUAUGGAUGGACAGCAAGGAACUGGAGAUUAAAAUCUCUCAAAACAUCUUCAAUGAUAAGAACAGUGGAUUUCUGCACUCUAAUAUCAUAGAUGAGCAUCUGGUUGAUCAUUAUAUUCCUUUCCUACCUCUGGAGCUGAAGCAUGUGCGUCAGUGUGUCAUGGUUGAGAUGGUCCACCUGAACGUCACCCAAGACUCUGAUCUAGCAGAUGAAGUGGCCAGAGACAUGCCUUACUUCCCUAAAGAAGAGAGAAUCUAUGCUGUUAAAGGCUGCAAGUCUGUCAGACAGAAGUUGGCGCAGCAUAUUGAUUAAUGGCAGCACAUGUUGUCCAGUUUACUGUUUAGACACACAGCUGAACAGUAAUGACCUUACACUACUCCAUUGUUUUUACUUAUUAAAAUUUCAGUCUU